Messenger RNA from Didymodactylos carnosus, 1368 nucleotides. NCBI's taxonomy places the organism in Eukaryota, Metazoa, Rotifera, Eurotatoria, Philodinida, Philodinidae. The record is from the annotation of a GenBank genome assembly.
AUGCUUGAUCGGCAUGACAAUCAUCCAAAUGAAUUUACCAAACCAUCGGCCGAAACAUUUACUAAUUCAAUUGAUUGUGUGCGUUACAUUACUGAAAAUGAACAAUAUACAAAAUUAUUUUUAAUUGUUUCUGAUGGUACCGGCGCCUCUGCCAGAGAACGAAUUCAAGAACUGGAACGUCUACUUCGACUGUUAAACCGAUCAAUUCAACUGAUUAUCUAUGUCCUUACCAGUGACGAUGGUAAUAAUGCCGAAAAUUAUGAUGAAUCAGCACAAUAUUUCAAUGAUUUUAGCGCUCUUUCUGAUCGCUUACAAGAAGAUUUAUUAACAACAAAUAUCAGUGGUCACUCAUUAUCUGGUUCAACUACGUCUUUGAGCUCUUUAUCCCGGGUCAUUUGUGGUCCCAACAGUUUGAAAAAAGAAAAUGUUAUUGUCUAUUGGAAACGUUUACUGAUUAACCGAUUACUUGAAUUACAACAACCACAAACAGAAAUUCAACAUGGAAUAGAUCAUAUGAAACAGUAUUAUUCGAUGGAUUCAGCAUCCCUAACACAAAUCAGAAAUUUUCAAGAAAAAUAUUUUCAAUCCGAAAAAGAAAUUGGUCCCAUUUGUUGGUUUACCAGCGGUAAUUUCUUGUCAAAAUUCUUACAACGAGCAUUACAAACCAAAAAUAUGGAACAACUGUUUCCAUUACGGUUCUUUAUUCGUGACCUCUAUCAGCAUUUACAACAAGUACAGACAGGUGGAUCAGAUGACAGUAAUUUAGUUGUUUAUCGAAGUGUGUUACCAACCCAAGAUUAUCGUCAUCGUGUUAAUGAAUCGAUAACAAUGAAUAGUUUUUUCUCGACGAGUAUGUCACGCGAUCUUGCUGUUAUAUUUGCUGAACCAUCAUCGAUCCUGUAUGAAAUUCAUACGGGUUUGAAACAAAAUACUGAUUUAGUAUUUGCUAAUCUUAGUGAAUUGAAUGAUGAUGCUAAUAGUUCGUCCACAAUACCACUAGAUCAACAAGAAGUCCUAUUUGCUUUGUACACCCCAUUUCGUAUCUCUGAGGUUAAAAUGGAAGAAGAACUAUCUCGUGUUGUUUUACAUUUACUUGAUAACGAUGAUUUAGCUCGAAUAUCGAAUGAAAUGGAACAACAAUUUAAAGGUACACCAUGUGAAACAGAGAAAUUAUUAGAACGUGGCAAAUAUUGGGAAGGACGAGGUGACAUUGGGAAAGCAGUUGAGUACUAUAAAAAAUUAUUUACAAUCUUGCUGUCAAACGAGAAUGAACGUAUUGAAACGAUCAAUGAUAAAUUAGGACAAUUGUAUACAGAAGAACAAGAGGGAGGUAUGGAGAGACGACAUUGCUCAUUGACGUAUUCAUAA